AUGGACGAAGAACCGACCCAGCCCUCCACGCAACAGAUAAUUGACCCGCGUCGCCUCGGUGGAAACAUCUCCGGACUGAACGAAGCAGAUGUCGCGGAUAUCCUGUGCAUUCUCACGCCAACCUCACCCGCCGCUUUUCAGAUCGUCGAAAACACUGCCAGAGACACUCCUCAGCACGUUCUGCAAUGCCAGCCCACCAAUGGAUAUCAACCAAACACCCAGCCGUUCAGUCAGAGCUUGGAGGAAGAGGCCGAAACCUUCGUCAUCGACCGCCCUGGUGUGGCGCAUGACCUCGCGCUCAGGUUCUCGUCGUCGUGUAAACAGCCAUGGUUUGGCUUUUGCUUCGGGCGCAACCCAACCAUGUGUGACGUUCUUCUACCUGUCGGACCUGACUCUUCGAAGCGGAUCAGCAAUCUUCAUUUUAUGAUUUAUGUCAACAAGCAUGGCGUCCUCAUGUUGGAAGACGCGUCUACAAAUGGAACCAUGAUCGACGACACGCACCUAAAGGCAAAAAGCAAGGAACCUGGGGCGCAGAAGACGAAGAUGCUUCAACCGGGCUCCAUGAUCACGAUACUUUCCCCGCUGCGUGAAGAGAUUGUCAAAUUCAUCGUCCGAAUUCCGGAUCAGACUGGAUACGAGGAGGAGUAUGCGGAGAAUCUCAGCAAUUACAUGACCAGAGUUGAGACAGAGAGGGUGGCACAUGGAAAGCCAAAGCGUGCACAGAACGCAGGCGGAAUGCCCCGCCGGCCUGUGGUCAAAGCUGUCAAUACAUUUGGUAUGCACUGGAAUGGCGGUCGAAUCUACAAUGUUAUAGACGUCCUCGGUAAAGGUGCCUUCGCCACAGUCUACAAGAUCGCAAAGGCGAUGGAUGGGCAGCUACUAGCAGCAAAAGAGCUAGAGAAGAAGCGCUUCAUGAAGAACGGGCAGCUCGAUCAAAAGCUCGACAACGAGAUGAAGAUCAUGCAAUCGCUCUUUCAUCCACACAUAGUCCAGUACAUCGACACGCAUGACAUUGGAAACCACCUCUACAUCAUAAUGGAAUACGUACCGUACGGAAAUCUCUCAGAUCUCCUCGCCGGAGGCAAAUGCCUACCAGAACCUUUCGUCCAAAGAAUGGCCUGUCAAAUCUUCAGCUGUCUGGCCUAUCUUCACAGCAAGAGGAUCACACACCGAGACAUCAAACCCGACAAUAUCCUCAUCGCCUCACAGGAGCCUUUCGACGUCAAGCUUUCUGACUUCGGCUUAUCCAAAGUAGUGACGAACAACGAGACCUUCCUUAAGACGUUCUGUGGAACGUUGCUCUACUGCGCACCUGAGGUCUUCCCCCACUACGACGGCCGUGGCAGCAAGAAGCGCCGGAAACCGGGUGAGGCAAAGAAGAGGUUCCAUUCCUACAGCCAGUCAGUCGACAUCUGGUCUUUUGGCGCAGUACUUUGGAGUUCUCUCUGUGGAAGCCCGCCCUUUGAGGGUAUCAUGGAUCAAACCGGCCGCGCCAUGUUCGAAAGAAUCAUGGACACUCCUCUGGACCCUACGCCCAUGCGUGAGAUGGGAGUCUCAGAGCAGGCUAUCGAUCUACUGGUGACAAUGCUCAAGACUGAUCCUGCACAGAGACCUACAGAAUUGGAGUGCCUUACCCAUCCGUGGCUCGCCAGCCUCGCCAGAACUAUCGUCCCAGAAGUCGUUCAGCCCGAUCUCAACGCUAUUCCCGAGGAGGAUGAAGAAGAUGAUGACAUCGCAGCUGAAGCAGCCGAAAACCAGUUUUCCCAACUUAGUCUCAAUGAUAGGAAGGCAGGCUAUGGCAUCCCUAGCCAAUUCAGCGACGAUGACGAAGAGGAAGAUUAUGGUGAAGGGCCUGAGCCUGAGCCAAUCAACCCGCAUCAGUCCAAGCGUCCGCGCGUCCGCCGAGAUCCUCAGCACCCAAGGUAUCAACCGCGCAACAUGUCACAAGUUGAAUCCAGCCCUGAAGAAUUCCAGAACCCUGCUAUAAGGACGACAGGCGACCUUGCCCCGCCCUCCCGGCUGGCUCGUGGCAAGCCCAGGCUCUUUGGUGAGAUCGGCCAGUCUGCACUGGGAAGCCCCCGAGUUCUGGACAACAAGACGAACCAGGCGUUGUCCAUGGACGAAGAUUCGAGCGGUCCUGAUAUCCCUGAAAAGAGCCCCAAAGCCAACCAGUCCGUCAAGCGACGCAGUAAGACCCCUGUUGAGAGCCAGGGCACCCCACGCAAAGACCCUCGCGGCAACAAAUCUGCUGCUAGUCUUGAUGGUGCUGAGUCGAUGGUCAGGGAGUUAACAAUGCAUUCACCAAAUUCUCCGAACCGCCCUUACGACGAAUUCGAACCGCAGUCCCCCCGAACACCCACUCGCAGUGUCCCAGAGACGCCGUCCCCGUCAGACGUUUCCAAGGACGGGCUUGAUGACUCUACUACUCACGGCUCGCAAGAACAGACACCUAGACCAACGACCAACAGGAGGUUCAGCAGGCAGAUAAAUUUACCUCUGUUGGAAUCAUUAUACUAUGAUCCACACGAUCCUUCUACCCACAACGUGGAAUAUGCGACCAAGAUCAGCGGUAUCGACUUUGCCUCGGCCCGUAACCUAACCGCGACAGAGCACACUUCUCUCCCAUCAACACAUUAUCCAUCAGACGCAAGCGAGCAAGAUGCGGAUGAGGACGACGACGCCGAAAGCGCUAUGGGUGGAGCUGUUCAUUCACCGCCAGCCACUGACUCAACCUUUCGUGUCCCACCCCCUCGCCUCGGAAAGCUGACAAGUACGGACGAUUCGAUCCUAAAGCUGGUACUCAGGCUCGAAAGACAGGUCGAAAGCUGGGGCCGCAAUGCUGAAAACACGAUUACCUUUUCUAAUGUCAACGACACGCGAGUCCCCAAGAACGCUUUCACCAUUUGGUUCUACGCACCGAACAUCGACGACUUGGUAAGGGAGGGCAAGGAUUGGACGAAGGCGCCAGACCUACAAGUUUGCAUUCAUACGAACUCAAGCAGAGGAAUCAGCGUCAACAACACUCGACUUCAUCCUCCUAGACCGGAUGGCAGCUAUUCUUACGGGCACCUCUACACGGGCGACGUCAUAACAGUCUUCGAUACGGGCAAGAAAAAGCUCAAGUUCGUCUGCGAGUUCACCACUGGCGAGGCAGUCAACCAUCGACCUGAGGGAUUGAGCUUUCAGGUCUUUCACACUCAGCCCUCACAGUAG
Lasiodiplodia theobromae is the source of this 3213-nucleotide messenger RNA. RefSeq names its product Meiosis-specific serine threonine-protein kinase Mek1. Gene Ontology annotation, biological process: protein phosphorylation; meiotic recombination checkpoint signaling. Gene Ontology annotation, cellular component: cytoplasm; nucleus. The record is from RefSeq and is a predicted model, not a curated record. The transcript has a single exon. NCBI's taxonomy places the organism in Eukaryota, Fungi, Ascomycota, Dothideomycetes, Botryosphaeriales, Botryosphaeriaceae. The coding region runs from base 1 to 3213 and encodes 1070 amino acids. Gene Ontology annotation, molecular function: protein binding; ATP binding; protein serine/threonine kinase activity.